AUGAAAGCUCUCGUGGCAAACCGAUAUCUGGCGAAGCAAAUACUCAACUUCGCUUGUUCCUCGUCAUUCGGUCAAUGUGUACGAGUCAUCGAUAUACCAACUCCCCAAAUUACCGAUAGUGAGAUACUGGUCCGAGUGCGUGCUGCUGCCCUCAACCCGGUUGACUACAAAAACAUCGAUUUCCUCUCUCCGAACAAUAGUGUUAUUGGCUGCGAUUAUGCUGGUGAGGUGGUCAAAGUUGGAGAUGGCAUGGUUGGCCGAUUGAAUGUUGGGGACAGAGUAGCAGGUUUUGUCCACGGUGGCCAAUACCCUGAUGUCGGCUCGUUUGCCGAAUACCUGAAGGUCGAUGGAGAGCUGGCUUGGCACAUACCCGAGAUGAUGACCGAUUCUGAGGCUGCAACGUACGGCAUUCCAGCAGUCACUGCAAUUCUUGCACUUAUGUACCUUGAUGUCGCUUGGGAAGAUAUUCUAUCUGGCGCUACGAGGCAGUCUCCUGUUGAUUCCUCCAUCCUCAUUUACUCUGCGGGUCUUCAUGUGGUCGUCACAGCGUCACCACGAUCAUUCGAUCUCGUCAAAUGCUAUGGCGCAGACUCGGUAUUUGACUAUCAAUCCCCUACAGCGGCGAGUGAAAUUUCCAAAGCCUAUCCAAGUAUCACCAAAGCUUUGGAUUGUUUUUCUGAAGGGAAUUCCUCUCAAUUCUGUGCCCAGGUGUUGAAAAGGGGGCAAGUUAUUACGUUGCUUGAUCAAGGGAAGCCGAAAAAAGCGGACGUCAAGUUCAAAAGUCUCAUGGUUUUUACUGUCUUUGGGCGACAGUUUUCCUUGCUAUCGCCCCUAGGUCCCACAUUUCCGGUUGUGCCCGAUGAUCAGAAUUUGCUUCGUCGUUUUUAUGCCAGCUUGGGCGAACUAUGUGAUAGUGCUUUGAAACCACCCCCUCUUACAACGCUGCAAGGAGGACUUGAUGAGGUGCUUGUCGGUCUCAACAAACUUCGCAGAGGAGAAGCCCGCGGCACUAAGUUUGUGGUGGAAUUUCCGUGAUUACAUUUUCCUUCUCAAUCAAUCGCCCUGCAAAACUCCUCCAGAUUAAGUAGCCUC
Molecule: messenger RNA, 1092 nt
Organism: Aspergillus glaucus CBS 516.65
Lineage: Eukaryota; Fungi; Ascomycota; Eurotiomycetes; Eurotiales; Aspergillaceae
Product: zinc-binding alcohol dehydrogenase family protein
Exons: 2
Coding region: 1-1035 (344 amino acids)
Molecular function (GO): oxidoreductase activity, acting on NAD(P)H
Source: RefSeq, a predicted model, not a curated record